AUGAUACAGCACAUCUGGAAACUCUCCCCUGUGAAUCUGUUCUGCGUAGAAGUGGUCACAGCGACUAAGUCGACUUUAAGAUCCUGUUUCAUUUUGUUCUUGCAGAAGGAAACUCCACUUGCCAACGCCGCAUUCUGGGCAGCCAGGAGAGGAAACCUGACACUGCUGAAGCUGUUGUUGAACAGCGGCCGGGUGGACGUGGACUGCAGAGACAGUUAUGGUACCACGCUCCUGAUGGUCGCCGCCUAUGCUGGUCACAUAGACUGUGUGAAAGAGCUGGUUCUGCAGGGCGCAGACAUCAACCUCCAAAGGGAGUCAGGUACAACUGCCCUGUUCUUUGCUGCCCAGCAAGGCCAUGAUGAUGUCGUAAGAUUCCUCUUUAGAUUUGGAGCAUCUACUGAAUUUAGGACCAAAGAUGGAGGCACCGCCCUGUUGGCUGCCAGCCAGUAUGGGCACAUGCAGGUGGUGGACACCCUGCUGAAGCACGGAGCCAACAUCCAUGACCAACUUUAUGAUGGAGCCACUGCCCUCUUCUUGGCUGCCCAAGGUGGUUAUUUGGAUGUUAUUCGAUUACUGUUGUCUUCAGGAGCAAAAGUCAACCAGCCAAGGCAGGACGGGACGGCGCCCCUGUGGAUCGCGUCCCAGAUGGGCCACAGCGAGGCGGUGCGGGUGAUGCUGCUGCGCGGGGCCGAGCGCGACGCCGCGCGGAAGGAUGGCACAACAGCACUAUUGAAAGCAGCCAAUGAAGGGUAUAAUGAUGUUAUAGAGGAGUUGCUUAAAUUCUCGCCCUCUCUUGGUAUUUUGAAGAAUGGGACAUCGGCACUCCACGCGGCUGUGCUCAGUGGAAAUAUUAAAACAGUUGCAUUGCUCCUGGAAGCAGGGGCGGACCCAUCCCUGAGAAACAAGGCCAAUAAACUUCCAGCAGAGCUAACCAAGAAUGAACGUAUUUUGCGUCUCCUUCGAAGUAAAGAAGGUCACAGAAAAAGCUAACCGAGUUCCGUACGUGAUGGGAAGAUGGGAACCUUAACCAUGUUGUGCAAAAAGAAGUUGCUUUUUAAAAAGUGUUGGAAAUUCGUUUAAGAAAGAAAAUGCCCAGAGUGGCCACUCUGUUGGUCCCUGACGAAGAAGAGCUGUGCUCUCUGCUCGGAGUCAAGAGCAGAACAGCUCAGGGACCCCUUCUUCCCAUGGGCAUCUCACGCCACCCUGUAACUCAACUCCAGGGGGACCUGGCACAUUCAUGGAUUCUACAGAAAU
Otolemur garnettii (small-eared galago) is the source of this 1254-nucleotide messenger RNA. It is a transcript of the gene ANKRD29, whose product is annotated as ankyrin repeat domain 29. Gene Ontology annotation, molecular function: RNA nuclease activity; protein binding; RNA binding. Gene Ontology annotation, biological process: RNA processing. The coding region runs from base 1 to 990 and encodes 329 amino acids. The transcript is spliced from 9 exons. Lineage: Eukaryota; Metazoa; Chordata; Mammalia; Primates; Galagidae. The record is from RefSeq and is a predicted model, not a curated record.